AUGUCAAGUGUGCACAUGUGUCGGUCGAUGAAUGUGCCGCCGCAACCGCACCCCGGCUGGGAGGGAGUGAGGGAUGCCCUGGAGGAAGGCAGCGACUGCCUGCAGGUGAUGCCGGAGGGCGCGUCCGGUGCCGAGGACUGCCUGUACCUUAACGUGUACACGACGUCGCUGUCUGAAGAUUCCCAGCUACCGGUCAUGGUAUGGAUCUACGGAGGAGCGUUCAUAACGGGCAGCGGCUCCGCCAGGAGCUACGGGCCGGACUUCCUGGUGGAACAAGGCGUCAUCCUCGUCACCCUCAACUACCGCCUCGGCGUCAUGGGCCUGCUGGGUCUGGACGAUCCCGUGGCGGCAGGGAACAAUGCGUUCAAGGACCAGGCGGCGGCGAUGCGCUGGGUGCAGACCAACAUCCGGGCGAUGGGCGGCGACCCGGACAAGGUGACCAUCUUCGGGCAGAGCGCGGGCGGCUCCAGCGUCGAGCUGCACGUCUACUCCGCGCUGUCCAGAGGACUGUUCAGGGCAGCCAUCUCGCAGAGCGGCUCUGCGAUCGGAGGAGGGCAAGGCGAGAUCAACAACCGCGACACCGCCUUGUGCAUCGGCGCAGAGCUGGGACUGCAGACGGAGAACUCCACGGAGCUGCUGGCUUUCCUGCAGUCGGUGGACGCGUUGUCGCUGUAUAACACGAGCUGCGGCACCGGGUUCGGGAUGGCGGUGGAGCCGGAGGGGGAGGGGGCGUUCCUCACGACACAGACCGGCCACCUGGGCGCGUGGGCGCUCGCUGGAAACUACACGCACGUGCCGCUGGUGUCCGGCGUCACCUCCGGCGAGUACAACUACAGGGUGGGCGGAGACGUGCUGGACGAGGGGACGGUGAUCCAGCUGAAUAACGAUUUCGAGGGUGCCAUCGACUUCCAGCUGCGGUUGCCGGAUGCGGAGUCGAAGCAGGCGGCAGCGGAGGUCAUCAGACCCUUCUACUUCGGCAACGUCUCCACCAUCACUGCCGACGACGCUGUGCCCUACGCAGCCAUGAUGACAGAUCUGAACAACGGUGAGCCAGCGGACACUACGGUGCAUCUUAUCAGCUCCAGCAACACCUACCCCGUCUUCUACUACCAAUACGACUACUCCGGCAGCAGUCCAGACCUCGGUCUCCCUGGGGCACCGCAUAUGGCCGACCUGGCCUCGCUCUUCAAAACCGCUGGACCUGGACAGAAUCUGGACCCGGCCUCGGACGAGCAGAAAGUCCGCAACGUCAUGGUCAAGCUCUGGACUAACUUCGCCAAGUACAUGAACCCCACCCCUGAGGACGAUCCAGUGAUAGAGGGAGGUUGGCCGCGUUUCAACUCGACCACGCAAUACUACGUCAACAUCAAUGUCAACACGACGCUUGAACAACACAGAAUGGGUGAGCGGAUGGACUUCCUCCAUUCAGUGAUCCCACCCUAUUAUUGACGUUUCAUGUGUGUUUAAAAAUGCUCCCUCGUUCAUAUACUUGAGUCUGUAA
This is a messenger RNA of Schistocerca cancellata (South American locust), 1501 nucleotides long. RefSeq names its product juvenile hormone esterase-like. The coding region runs from base 1 to 1449 and encodes 482 amino acids. The record is from RefSeq and is a predicted model, not a curated record. The transcript is spliced from 10 exons. Lineage: Eukaryota; Metazoa; Arthropoda; Insecta; Orthoptera; Acrididae.